This is a messenger RNA of Amborella trichopoda, 880 nucleotides long. RefSeq lists its product as uncharacterized. The record is from RefSeq and is a predicted model, not a curated record. Lineage: Eukaryota; Viridiplantae; Streptophyta; Magnoliopsida; Amborellales; Amborellaceae.
UCGGUCGAACCAAUUCUUAUGUGAAUCGGCUGCCGCUCGAGAUCGAUCGAGAGAGAGAGAGAGAGAAGAAGCUGUGAGCAGCAAAGGCAGAGACGCAAGUUGAUAUAGCGAGAGAUCAGAUUGGCGUAUGGAAAGAUUCGAAGGGGAGUAGAGAGAGAGAGAGACAAAGGGAGUCGGUUGAGGCGAUCGGUGCCACAGACGCAACGAUACAGCACAAUUGAUAGAGAGAGAGACGCCGGUUUCGACCAUGUCUACACCAUACGAGAGAGCCAAAGCAGGCAGGCUCACUUUCAAAGGAGACCUGGGUCCUGCGAAAACCCUAGACAAGAAGAAGGCCAAGAAGAAGAAGAAGAAGAAGAAGAACCAGGAUCUUGAUCAAAAAGUUGCAGAGCUCAAUGGCUCUGACGCCGAGCUUCUAGACGAAAAUGGAGAGAAAAAUGGCAAAGAAAUGGCGGGAGAAAUCUACACCAUUGAUGCGGCGAAGAAGAUGAAAUAUGAUCAGUUGUUUCCAGUUGAGGCGAAGAAGUUCGGAUAUGAUGCUCCUGCAAAUUAUAGGUCGGUUGAAGAUGCGCUCGAUGAUAGAGCAAAGAAGAAGGCUGAUAGAUACUGUAAAUGAGGUUCAGCUCCUCAUUGGGAAAUCAUGGGCAACUGCUGAUUUCAUGAACGUGGUUCAGGAGUGCCAAAGGAAUUUGACUACUAGUUGUUAAUUAAAGGGGAAGAACCUAGCUCAGAUGCUAGUGUGUUUUGUACCAGGGCAGAUCCAUGAGAGACACAUAUUGCUUACUUGGUAUACUUGUAUGAACGUUCUUUUGAGGCCCUUAUGGAUUUUAACUAUAUAUACAAUUAAAAGCAUAAAUCUGCCGGAUUAUUGGAUGGUGAA